Messenger RNA from Melitaea cinxia (Glanville fritillary), 976 nucleotides. RefSeq names its product deoxynucleotidyltransferase terminal-interacting protein 2. Gene Ontology annotation, molecular function: RNA binding. The transcript is spliced from 4 exons. The record is from RefSeq and is a predicted model, not a curated record. Lineage: Eukaryota; Metazoa; Arthropoda; Insecta; Lepidoptera; Nymphalidae. Gene Ontology annotation, biological process: RNA processing. Bases 102 to 959 code for a protein of 285 amino acids. Gene Ontology annotation, cellular component: nucleolus.
GUGUUCACGAUUCACGUUUGUUUAUAUAACAAGAAAUUUAUUUGUUUCGCAUUUUACUUACUACUAACUGUUUUCAUGUUCCCAAAAAAUAAAAUAUCAAUAUGGAUUUCAUAAUUGAUACAGUGGGCGAUGAUAAUCUUCACAUAAAGCAAGAGUUAUUGGACGACAAUGAAAAACUUUUUGUAGAUAAAGACAAAAAGAUCGAAGCAAUCCUGGAAUUAUUUGAAAAAACUAAACAAGAUUUAGACACACAGGAAGCAGCCGAAGAAGAAAUACAAAAUAAAUUAAAAGGGUUAAAAAUAGAUAGUCAAUUUGACGAAUUCUUCGAUGAGAUGGGCUGGACACAUAUAGUGAUGAAAAAAAAUAAAAAGAGGCAAUUAUUUCGCUUCGACCAACUAGACAAGGAAACUGGUAAAUUAAAAUCAAAUCUCGGUGGAGUUGAUGUUGAAAAGGAAAUGAAGAAGUCAGUCUUAAAGCCGGGAAUAGAAAAGAGGCAUAAAUUACCCAAAUAUAAUGUCAGUGACAAAAAACUAAGAGCUAUACGAAAGAAACGAAGAGAAAGAACAAAGGGACCGGAAUGGUUCAACAUGAAAGCCCCAGAAGUGACCGAGGAACUCAAGAAUGACCUUCAAGUGCUAAAGAUGAGAUCAGCAUUGGACCCCAAACACUUCUACAAGAAGAAUGACAUGGAAGUUUUACCUAAAUAUUUCCAGGUUGGUCGUGUCAUGGAUUCAGCCGUGGAUCAUGUAAAUGAAAGGUUAACACGAAAACAGAGGAAACGGACUAUGGUCGAUGAACUAUUAGCAGAUGCAGAUUUCCAGAAGUAUAACAAGAAGAAGUACAAAGAAAUUAUUGAGGAAAAGAGGAAAACUGAAUACAAAACUUUCAUGAAGGAUAAGAGACAGAAAAAUAAAGCUGCUUUAAAAAAUAAUAAAGCGGCUAUGAAAAAAAAAGGUUAAAUAAAAUUAAUUUAAUU